Molecule: messenger RNA, 3903 nt
Organism: Toxorhynchites rutilus septentrionalis
Lineage: Eukaryota; Metazoa; Arthropoda; Insecta; Diptera; Culicidae
Exons: 3
Coding region: 174-2459 (761 amino acids)
Molecular function (GO): RNA binding
Source: RefSeq, a predicted model, not a curated record
UAUGUUGGCUCCUGUCAGUUCAAUGGGGGUUCUCUAAAGACGUCACCCACCUGCUGUGGGCAUUCAUAUUAAUAUGUUAAUAUCGUUAAACGCGUUAAACAGAAGCUACAAUUAAACACGCUUCCGUCACGUUACUUUUCUAUCACAGUUCUGAACAGAUUCAAAUCGCAAUCAUGAGCGGAAACGGCAUGGAAACAUUUCACGAGAAUCCAGCAAACAUGAGCACUGAAUUUGACAAUCAAAUGCAGCGGGACUUUUGUGAUCCUGCCUUUAACCGCUACGACAAGGGACCUGGCGCAGAUCUAGAUGAUGGUCAGCAACCCGGAGCUAUUGCUGCGGCUGCUGCUGCUACAACUUCAUUUCGCUGCUACGAAAACGGAAUGAGCUGCAAAGACCCCUUGGCGGUAAAAAUUCGUUUGAAAAACACCGCUGACCUUACCGAGAAUGGACUUCGGGAACUUUGCCGACCGUACGGUACGGUUAUGAACGUUUAUAAACCUAGGCAGGGCAAUGGUAAUUAUGCGUUCGUCGAGUUUGCAAAUCAAAGUGAAGCCGGCUUUGCUAUCCAAGAACUUAAUCAAAAGUUAGGAUUUAAUUUUUAUCCCGCGUUUGCGCGCGAGAAGAAAAGCGUAGCCAUCGAAGCACCCCCUCCACCAUUUGAGGCAACUUCUAACGAGAAACUUACCCAAACACUCGAAACCAAUGGCGAAGAGAGCUGGGAGACAACGUUGGCAACGCGUAGAAUCAAAACGGGCUUUUCAAUUCCACUCAAAAUCAAAUAUCCCGUACGGAAAAGUCUCGCCACGGCGCCGCAUUAUGUGCCUAGGCCGAGCACAAUUACUGCACUGUCGAGAGUGGAUGCGGAUCAGAUUUUCAACGUCGUUACGAUGGUGGAGAAUACCCAUCGACGGUCCACGAGAAUGACUGAUGCAAAAAUUCAAGAGCGGAACAAAAUAUGGCUCAAGCGAACUAGCGUACACGGCGUAACGCCAGUAGGUAAAUUUAAUGAUCGUACACUAUAUGGGUACACCAGUCUUCCGGAAGAGCAAAGUCGUCUGUUCACCGAUACCAAAUGCGUUGCGUGCGGCUAUAGAGGUUUCUUCAAUUGUAGCACCUGUGGAACGCCGUACUGUUCUAAAUAUUGUCAGCAACAGGAUUACCAAACUCAUAAAACUCUAUGUCACUUGGAAUGUGGAAGCGAAAAAAUAUAUGAGCAAGAAAAAAACCGAAAGGUCUCGUUUGAGGAUCUAGAGGAUGCUUGCUUGGUGCAGGAGGUUUUCUCAAAAGGAACCCAUGUGACAAUAGUGGCAGUAUUAAGUGCUGAUCGAGUAUUUGUUCGCGCUUUGGAAAAAGAGAGUAACAGAGAGUAUUUGCAAACGGUGAGUGACAUUGCCAAAACAGGGAUAGGGGCAGAAGAUUUGAAUGGAAUCCCACAAGCUGGCGAUAUAUGUCUAGCUUAUUACGAGCCCCUCGGAGUUUACGGAAGAGUGCUUAUUACGAACAUAUCCAAGAGGCAAGCUCAUUGUGUGUUUAUUGAAUUUGGACUGAUAAAACUAUUCGACAUACAACAUUUGAAACAAUUGAAAGAUAACAAAUUGAAGUAUAAAAAGGUUCGGAUUCAUAAGAUCCAUUUGAAAGAUAUAACCGAUGAAUAUGGUCAUAUCGAGAGAGCUAUGUCAUAUCUGAAUGAUUUAAUUGAUCAACCAUUGGAAAUGAAAUCUCAACUGGAAGGAUGCAACCAAGUGGACGCUCUGUUACGAACAGCCGAAGGCAUCAGUGUCAACAAGGAAAUCAAUCGACUUAUAACAAUCCCGACAGAGCAAGUGGCUGAAAAUUCAGAAUCCUUCGUCGAUUACAAGGAAGUUUUGCACAAGCAGCUCCCCAUCAACCAAGAGGUGGAUGUAGUUAUUCUUAAUCGUACCACUAUCAAACUGGAUUUCCGCGUGACACUUAUCGCAUACGAUGACUUGUUCUUCCUGGAGGACCUGCAGAAAAAACUUCAGAGCUACGGCAAGAAAGUGGACAAGUUUACCGAACACUACACUCCCCGGUUGAACGAAGUUUGUCUGGUCAGAAACAUGGACACUUGGUAUCGCGGGGUCUGUCUCGAGUCCGUGGGAGAUGGAAGACCAUCCGUCUUUCUCUGCGACUUUGGUUGCCUAGUGAUGGCCAAGCUGGAGGACAUUCGUAAAAUUCCAUCCAGUUUGGUGCAGGAAGUGCGGACGAACGAUGCUAAAAUUUUCGGCUUGGAGGAAGCCCAGAAAGCAGGUGUUAAUAUAGAUUCCGAGUUUUUGGACAUUUAUCUGGAAGAGAAUGAGCGAUUGACGGUUCAGACCAGUGAGGAAAUGGAAUUUAAAGAAUUCGAGGGACUGCUAACAGCACAGGAAUCAGCAAUGCUCACGGUUAUAAAGGUUCCAGAUUUGGAAGACUUUAUUGGAGACAGAGUAGACUGUGGAUAAUGAAACGAGUUACGAUAUGAAACAGAGUUUCGGUCGUGAAAUAAAGUUUAGAAUCUCGCUCAAAACAAUGCGGAUACAUUUAAUAAAUUACUUUUUGACAUGUCUCUUUAUUUGUUUGUCUUAGGUUUACGAGCACUUUCUAUGCGGAUCCCAUAUUCAUUUAUAAGAGUCACUUCUGGGGCUUACCACUCCCAUUCUGUACUUCGAUCGAUUCGAAAUAUUUCAAACGACUUGAUAAAAUUCCAUUUUGUAUUCCGUUCAAGUUGUUUUUGCAUGUCGGUCGAUUAAAUUGGCGAACCUUCGAAAUUGGGAAAGCGAAAUAAUGGGCCCUAUUAUAGAAAUCGAUUGGAUAAAAAUUUUGCUCGUUAGCUCUAUUUUACCAUUUAUAGGGCCUUACUUUAGAAAUCGAGUCGUUUAAAAUUUUGCUCGUUAGCCCUAUUUAACUAUUAUAGAUACCGAGCAGGUGGAUAGCUUGCUUGUUGCAUACCUUCAGAGAAUUAUUUUGUUGUGGUUUGCGUCCCUGAUAUUUUCCUUUGAGAAACCUUUCGGAAACGCCUAAAUAUAUGCAAUCGCAACACAUGAAGUUCGAGCUCGGUACAAGAUUAUCUCGAUUUUCAAAAUAUGAGAUUUUGCUCGGUGUGAUAGUGAUGGUGAUUGCAACAAGCGGACCAAACAAUUCGAAACAUUCUGUCAUUUGGUAUCGAUUUGCUCGAUAUCUAUGGGCCGUAUUAUAGAAAUCGAAUUGAGGAUUCGAUACAAUCACUAUCACUGUCACACCGAGUAAAAUCUGGAAUUAUAGAAAUCGAGCAAAACAGCUCGAUUCGUUACACUGCUCGAAUGUCAGCGGCGGGGCUGAAAUAUUUUGAAACAAGUUUGAAAUGUUUCACAAAGCACUAUAGAAAGGAUCCAAAGCUUUUUUUGAGACAUCUGCUAUGGAAAUUAUAAAUAUCUAUAUUUCCGAAAGUGUUGAUAUGGUUGUUUUGUCUCGAACUAUCAUAAGAACCUUCCCCGACUUUAAAAACCCCGAUCGCUUCAGUAGUUUUCGAGUCCAUAAAAAUCAGACAGAUAGGCAGACAAACUGAAAUGCAUUUUAAUAUAUAUAAAUGAGCAGAACAGCACCAAAAGCGUGAAAAAGUCCAUUGAACAUUAACAAGAAUAACUGUCAGAAGCAAGGCUCUGCAUCGAGAUGAAAAAUAGAAGGUGGGAAGAUUCACGGAUUUUGCUUGUGUUAAACUUUGAUUGUAUUAGUAGCCAGGAAGAUAAGAAGUUCACAUAUCAGGCAUAACAGUCAGUUACUCAAAUGAUACAAAAUUGAAUGUGUCAACGAAUAACGUUGAAAGAGGAUAUACAGAAAAUAAUUACAUAUUUCCAAAAAAUAUUUUUCGCGUUACAUUCAUCAUUUGAAAAAUAAACAGAACAUGUCACGAACCAAAAUGUUUCAUUU